Molecule: messenger RNA, 4434 nt
Organism: Anolis sagrei ordinatus
Lineage: Eukaryota; Metazoa; Chordata; Lepidosauria; Squamata; Anolidae
Source: RefSeq, a predicted model, not a curated record
CGGGCUUUUCCGGUUCCGGCGCCCGCUCUUCCUUCCCCUGGCUCGCACAACUCGCUCGUUUGUUUCCCCCCACAGCGAGCCACUUCCGGUCUUGGGCCUCCCCCCUCCCUCCUUCCCUCAGGGCCCCCCCUCACUGGGCUAGGGACCCCUUUUUGGGCCCUUUUGGGGUUUCCUCAGGAGGAGCCCCGCCCUCUGGGGGCCCAAGCCCCGCCCCUUCCUCUUUAGGCCCCGCCCCUUGAGGCAGCAGAGUGACAAGCCUCCCUCCUCAAGCACAGUCUACCCCCCAAAUUGGAUUUCAGUCAUUUAAAGGCAAAGCACCCCCUUUUACCCCUCCCCCACCUCUUCAGUGUAAGGUUGGGAAGCAGAAGGGGGGAUCCCCUCCCCAUUGGGCUUGGCCCUUGCCCCAUCCAGGUCUGAGGGCCCCCCAGGAUCCCCUUGGGGAAAGGAAGAGGGGGAGAAGCCUGGUUUUGGAGGGGGCUCCCCAGGAAGGAAAGGGGGCCCCCAAAACAAGGUGGCCAUGGAGGCGCAGAAGGGGAAAGGGGGUGCCACCCCGGCCACAGGAGGCAAGUUGCUGAUCUACACCAGUUUGGAUGCCAAGGAUGAGUUAGAAGAGCGGCUGGAGCGAUGCAUGGGCACCGUCACGUCGCUCACCAGCGGGGUCUCGGAGAGAGAAGCCAAUGACGCCCUCAAUGCUCACGUUUGCAAAGGAGCCCCCCAGCACGAGGAGGUGUGCCUGGGGCUGUUCACCCUCAUCCUCACGGAGCCGGCUCAAGCACAGAAGAGUUACCGGGACCUGGCGCUGGUGAGCCGUGACGGCAUGAACGCCGUGCUGAACAAGAUGAACCAGAUCCUGAUGGAGAAGUACUUGAAGCUGCAGGAUACGUGCCGGACUCAGAUGGUCUGGCUGCUGCGGGAGAUGGUGCGGAGCGGGAUCCUGGGCAUCGACGGGAUUUGCAUGACCUUCAUGAAGCAGAUUGCAGGCGGAGACGUGACGGCAAAGAACAUCUGGCUUGCGGAGAACAUCUUAGACAUGCUCAGCGAGCAAAGGGAAUGGGUGCUGAAGAGCGCCAUGCUGAUUGCCAUGUCGGUGUACACCUACCUGCGGCUCAUCGUGGACCACCACGGCUCCCCUCCGCUCCAGGCCCUGCGCCAGAAGGAAGUCGACUUCUGCAUCUUCCUGCUCCGGGACCGGUUCAUGGACUGCUUCAUGAUUGGGAGGGACCUGGUACGGCUCCUCCAGAACGUGGCCCGCAUCCCCGAGUUCGAGCUGCUCUGGAAGGACCUCGUCCACAACCCGCAGGCCCUCAGCCCACAGUUCACAGGGGUGUUGCAGUUGCUGCAGUCGCGGACGUCGCGGAAGUUCCUGGCGUGUCGCCUUACGCCGGAUAUGGAGACCAAGCUCCUCUUCAUGACGUCUCGGGUGCGCUUUGGGCAGCAGAAGCGCUACCAGGACUGGUUCCAGCGGCAGUACCUCUCCACGCCGGACAGCCAGUCCUUGCGCUGCGACCUCAUCCGCUACAUCUGCGGCGUGGUCCACCCCUCCAACGAGGUGCUCAGCUCCGACAUCCUCCCGCGAUGGGCCAUCAUUGGCUGGCUCCUCACCACCUGCACGUCCAAUGUUGCUGCUUCAAAUGCCAAGCUUGCCUUGUUUUACGACUGGCUCUUCUUCAACCCGGAGAAGGACAGCAUCAUGAACAUCGAGCCGGCCAUCCUGGUCAUGCAUCAUUCCAUGAAACCCCACCCGGCCAUCACCGCGACUCUUCUGGACUUCAUGUGCCGGAUCAUUCCCAAUUUCUAUCCCACGCUGGAGACUCACGUCAGGCAAGGCGUCUUCAACUCCCUCACCCACAUCGUAGAGAAGCGAGUCCUGGCGCACCUGGCGCCUCUCUUUGACAACCCCAAGCUGGACAAGGAGCUGCGGUCCAUGCUGCGGGAGAAGUUCCCCGAGUUCUGCAGCUCCCCCUCGCCUCCCGUCGAAGUCAAAAUUGAGGAGCCGGUCUCAAUGGAGAUGGACAACCACAUGUCGGACAAGGAGGACAGCUGCUACGACAACGCCGAGGCCGCCUUCAGCGACGACGAAGAGGAGCUCAGCAGCAAAGGGAAGAAGAGGGAGUUCCGCUUCCACCCCAUCAAGGAGGCCGUGGUGGAGGAGCCCGUGGACAUCACGCCCUUCCUGGACCAGUUGGACGAGUCGCUGAAGGACAAGGUCCUCCUGCUGCAGAAAGGCAGCGACACCGAAGCUCAGUGUGAGGUCAUGCAAGAAAUUGUGGACCAAGUCUUGGAGGAGGACUUUGACCAGGAGCAGUUGUCCGUCAUGGCUUCCUGUUUGCAGGAGCUCUUCAAGGCGCAUUUCCGCGGAGAGGUCCUUCCCGAAGAAAUCACAGAAGAGUCUCUUGAGGAAUCCGUGGGGAAGCCGCUCUACCUAAUAUUUAGGAAUCUCUGCCAGAUGCAGGAGGACAACAGCAGCUUCUCGGUCCUCCUGGACCUCUUGUCCGAGCUCUACCAGAAGCAGCCCAAGAUCGGGUACCACCUCCUCUACUACCUGAAAGCCAGCAAAGCGGCAGCCGGCAAGAUGAACCUCUACGAGUCCUUUGCCCAGGCCACCCAGCUGGGCGACCUCCAUACUUGCCUGAUGAUGGACAUGAAGGCCUGCCAGGAGGACGACGUCCGCCUCCUCUGUUACCUCACGCCCUCCAUAUACACCGAGUUCCCAGAUGAGACCCUGCGGAGCGGGGAGCUGCUGAACAUGAUUGUGGCCGUCGUCGACUCCGCUCAGCUCCAGGAACUGGUCUGCCACGUCAUGAUGGGCAACUUGGUGAUGUUCCGGAAGGACUCGGUCCUGAACAUUUUGAUCCAGAGUUUGGAGUGGGAGACCUUUGAGCAGUACUGCACCUGGCAGCUCUUUCUGGCCCACAACAUCCCCCUGGAGACCAUCAUCCCCAUCCUACAGCACCUCAAGUAUAAAGAGCACCCCGAGGCUCUUUCCUGCUUAUUGCUCCAGCUCCGGCGCGAGAAGCCGAGCGAGGAGAUGGUCAAGAUGGUGCUGAGCCGGCCGUGCCACCCAGACGACCAGUUCACCACCAGCAUCCUGCGGCACUGGUGCAUCAAGCACGACGACCUCCUGGCCGAACACAUCAAGUCCCUCCUCAUCAAGAACAACAGCCUGCCCAGGAAGCGCCAAAGCCUUCGAAGCUCCAGCAGCAAACUGGCCCAGCUGACCCUGGAGCAGAUCCUGGAGCACUUGGACAACCUCCGCCUCAACCUCACCAACACCAAACAGAACUUCUUCAGCCAAACCCCGAUCCUUCAAGCCUUGCAGCACGUCCAGGCCAGCUGCGACGAAGCCCACAAAAUGAAGUUCAGCGACCUCUUCUCCCUGGCCGAGGAGUACGAGGACUCCUCCAGCAAGGUCCCCAAGAGCCGGCGGAAAGCCACCAUCUCCAGCCCCCGGAGCCGGAAGAACGCGGCCCAGCCAGCCAACAACGAGGAAGAGUCGGCCUCCACCAGCGCCUCGGAGGAGGAAGACACCAAACCGAAGCCCACAAAGCGGAAACGGAAAGGCUCCUCGGCCGUCGGCUCGGACAGUGACUGAACGGGCGCCUCGAGGGGGAUCUCUGUGCCCUCCUUCCGCAUCGAUCCGCCUCCAUCGCUGGCGGCGUCCGAGGCGCCCCGCAACCGAGAGAACGGCCGAGUGGACGCUGGACAAUGUUCUCCAUAGCAAGGCGCCCGCGGGCCUCGGAGGUCUGGGUGGCCCCUUUCCCGAAACGGCGGUCGCAACAACCCCUCCGUCCCGUCCCCCCUCGACUUGCCCUUCCAUCUUUCUAAACUUGGAAAAAGAGGUUAUUUUUCCAGAAAUCGCUCCAGUGACAUCGUAGAGCCUGCACUUGGUCUCCUUUCCCUGAAAUGUAAAUAAACCAUGCCCUGAAAUUGGCGCUUCUGGUUGAGGGCUGGUGUGGGUGGGGAAAGCGCAGGGAAGGGCCAGAUUGCCUUUCUAGAUCCCUCUUUUCCGAUCUCUUUCCGUCGGGAGGGUAUUCGUCACCCGAUCCCUCUGAACUUCACCGUUUCGAGGCUUUCUGUACCCCAUUUUUCGCCAAACAACGAUUACCGUCACCAAAAAGGUCUGCCACUUUAUUCCACCUUUUAAUAAAAAACCCCCCAACCGUACCACCAUUCCUGCCGGGCUCGUCAGGUUCCCUCUCCGGCCACCGUUUUGGCCAAAUGGCUCCCCAGGAAAAACAGCCUCCCUUCUUCCUCUCGGAGGAGCGUACUUUCGGGACGUCUUUUAAGAACGACCGACGAGCGAAAAAAGAAGAAAAAAGCGGUAGUUAUAUUUUUAACCCCCAUCGCCCCCGCCGAGAGAAAGUAUCAUUUCUAAGUGAUUUUUUUUAAGAGAGAAAGAGACGAUAAUAAAACUGUCGACACGGUUUUGUACGA